AUGGCAUUACCACUGAUCCUCUGUGCACGCAGACGCAAGGAUGCAGAUUCCAAGUUUCUGAUCGUCGCAGUCAUGCUGGGAAUGGUGAUCUUUCUUGUGGGCCUCAUAUUUCUGUCCACAAUAUACGUGAUCCUCGGCCCUUUGCUUCUAACGGCUGUCCUGGCCUGGGACCUUCAAUCCUUGGACUUGAAGCGGCCCAGCACGAUUUGCCUCACGCUAUGCUUCGGCUUGAUGUUUACGUGGUGCUGCUGCACCUUGUCCUUCCCCUGGAUGUUCUGGAUAUUGCAGGAUUACCUAGUGCCAGAGUAUGUCAUCUUGCUCGGAUUCUUUCUUGCACAGAUGCUCCUCACGGCAGCUCUGCUGCUGCUGGCAUACAUGGGACCGCCAGGCAGCUUCUAUGCAAGCGAGAAAGUUGAGGACAUGCACUGGGGCGUCUUCUCCAGGCUCUCCUUGAGACUUUGUGGUCUCGCGAUUGAUUGGCACACUUACACAACUCUCCUGUUCAAUCUUCCUUCUGUGCAAUUUGUCCCACCCGCCUUGCAAACGUACGUUGACAGAUUCAUCGUGCGCCCUUGGGGCCUGCUCAGUGAAUUGCGUGAUAGUCAAGACACGAACUUAGCUGGACUCUUGGUGAUCAUGGCCAUUCUGCUGCUGGGCAUCCCUGCGUUCUUGAUGUUGUCCAUGUUCAAGGAGGACACCUUCAAGGCAGCGCGCAAGAUGCGAGGCACAUCAUUCCUUGUCCCUGUACUCAGCAUGGUCCCCCCACCUGGGGACGCAGUGGAUGCUGUAGAAGAAGUGUGCGGCGUCAUGCUCCUGCCCUGCUUAAGUUGCUUCCUCAGGAUUCUCGCUUGCAAGGGUGAUGACUGCAGGGUGGGCUUGUCCCGUGAAGCCGGCAGCUUCUUGGCCAGUGCGCUGCUCGCCUCCUACCUGCCCUUUGUCUAUGCCGGGGGCGUGUGGAUCCGAUUGACAGAUCCGCACCAUUCCAGACACCGUUCAGGUAGCAAACUGGUAAAGGCUGCGGGGCAUCUGCUGUUGGAGAGGCCUCUGAAGGUGCUUGUGGUUGGAGUGAUGAUUGCUUGGCCAUCAGAAUUCCCUGAUGUAGCCUGGACUGCUAUUGCACUCGCAGCUUCCACCGGACUGGCCUUGAGCAGUCGGUAUAUUGGUGCCAGCAACCAUCGGGGCUUUAACCACCUUCACGAGUUUGUUUGCUGGUCGAUGUGCCUCAACACUGCCAUUGGCUUUGUUGUCACAUGCUUGCAUGAUGCGAAAGUUCUUGAGGUCUCUAUUCUGCCAGCUGUGGCUUGGCUCAUUCUGCAAAUGAUUCUCUGGCAGUGCUUCUACGGUUCCCUUGCAGAUCAGGGAGUGGUAGCCGGCAUCUUUGUAGCGAAGAGAAAUCAGGCUGCACUGCGGCGAUGUGUCCGUUCCUGUGCGUUCUUCACAUCUCUGGGACUUCUGCUUCUCUGCACGUUUACGAACGUCCUGGUCGACAGCCUUGGUGUCCACCUCGAGGAAACCUUCAACUACAGCUCGAACUUUAGCAUUUACAUGGAGGACUGCUCCCUCAUCAUUGUGCCGUGCAAUCAAGUCCCAAUUGGGGAACAGAAGGCUAGGUGCAAGUCCGGGGAGGCGGGUGGGAUCAUCAGACUGUGGACGGGCGUACAGGACCCUUUCCCCCAAGAAAAUCGUAUUCGAUUCCACGCAGACAACAUGCUGGGCAGUAUGAACCAUCCGGUGCCAUCCAAGGAUGCUCUCAAUUACAAGACAUGCGAGAUCCUUAUGUGGACCGAACCAGGGGACAGCCUCGAGAUUUUCAGCGCAGGCUCUAGCACGAUAUACAUCAACACCUCUCUGAGUGCACUUACUAUCCGUCAUCUCAGGAAGCUCGACGGUGGUGCCAAUGCCAACACUGUUAAUGCUUCCGGGAAUGCUUCCGGGUGCCCGACCCUGCAUUCAUCUGUCACAGUGACUGGCGUGCAAAACUUGUAUUUCUGGUCUGAAUGCCCGAGCAACUUCUGGGCUGUGCUUGAGAAGAGCUCAAGCCCACAUAGCUUACUCAACUUGACGGUCAACAUCAGCCACGCUGAGCGCAGCAACGUGGACAUCAGGUUUACGGGCGCGCAGGCUGGCAGCAUUGUGGACUGCCUGGAUCUUGAGAACUUCACCUGCCUCGACACAGAACUGGCACCAGACCCUGCUUCCCCUGUUACUUGUGGCAGCAGCAGCAGCAACCCAGACCUUGUCAUGCUGACUGAUUUGAAGAAUGCACACCUUGCAGUUGGAGAAGACCAGGAGCAGAGGCUUCUGAAGAUCCCUGGCAACCUGCGCAACCGCACGCGCACGGAAAUGCUGAAGGCCCUCACCAGGAAGACCUUCACUGUCUUCAAGCGGGGAUCGCUCGAAGAAACAGCCUUUCUGCAGCCGACAGCUUGCCCAACAUUCGUGCAUCUGCCUUGGCAGACCCUGAAAGGGAUGAAGCCCUGGUGGAUCGUGGCCUCGUCCAGUGGAUUGUUCCCAAGUCGGCCAUCUUUCGUUGAAUUGGAGUACGAGGGCUGUGCCGAGCCGCGUGGCCCAGCGGAGCUUCUGGCAGAGACACUUCCACACGUUGCCCUCGUCCCUUCCGCAGGCAGCGGGGAGCUCUAUGAGACAACAUGGGUGCUCUUUACGACUACGGGAGGGUAUGACGACAUCCCUUUAAGCGAAAACGCUUGGGCAGUUCUUGCUAUUACACUGUGCGUUCUGGUUGCGCUCUGCGUUGGUCUUGCUGGUGGAUUCGCUGCCAUACUUGGAAUGCGCUACUUGGGUGACCGCAUAGUGCCCGCAGCAUCGCAGCAAAGCAUCCGCUCCCCAUGGCAAGCCUUUCGCGUACUACAACAUCUCCCGUGUUUUUGGAGCUGCCUUUCUUCCGGUGUGGCCUCUGGCGUGGCUGGUGCUGAGAAUGUCAUGUCCGAGCUCUUGUCCAUGCCGCAGGUCCUGUUGCGAUCCCGGCAAGAAGCGGAAGACCUCGUUUCCGCAACGACCAUUUGGGACAUGCUGGAUUCCAGUAGACGAAUCUCCCAAAACAGCCAGACAAACCCAGCAAGCCCUGAGUAUGACAGAUUGUGGCUUGAGUUUCUUGAGAUCGUCAGCCAACAUAGACAGCGGCGGCAGAGUUUCGCCGAUGUGGCUUUGAAUCUGCACCGGAAGCAGAAGGUGAUGAGAAGGUUUCAAAAGUUCCGGAACACAGUGCAGAAAGUGAAUCUGAAGCAGCUCAAACGAGGUGCUUCCAUGAAUCUGCAGGCUCUCAGACAAGGUCGGGACAAGCUGCACGUUAUCCAACGUCUCGAAGCACUUUCACCAAAAUCAAGAAGUUUCGAGCGGCUGCCUCUUCGGCCGGACGAGCCGGAGCCCAUUGAGCCCAAUUACGGCAUUAAAGAUCUUGAUGAGCUUGUGUCCGAACUGAAGCAAGAUAAGCGCAAAGGGCAGGAAGCAGUGGCCGAUGUGGCAGCCAACAUCAGGGACAUCUUACCUCGCGCGCGUUGGGCCGCCACAAGGCGAUUGAAGGAACUUGCCCAACUUGCCCAACUUGCCCAACCCACCGCGCAGGACCAAGCCGAUACCCUUGGCGACUUGAAAAUUCAGCCUGACUUGCUGAAAGAGUCGCUGGAAAUGGUUCUGCCCGACCUGUUCAGUGCAGUCACUGAUGAUGCCCCUAACGUUGGAGAGAACGCAGCCCUUGCACUGCACGCUGCCCACAUGGCACACAUCUGCUCCGACGGGUUGAAAGUUGCAAGUGCUGUGUCACAGGCUGCAGUGCGCAAUGUGCUCCUUACCAGUACGAGCCGUACGAGCUGUGCAGAUAGUACAGACGCGGAUGACAACAUCACGAGCCUCAUCAAUGCCAUGAGUGACCUCAAAGUUUCUGAGAGCAGAAGCAUGGUCUAUACCAUUCCUGCUUUGAUGCAGAUUGCAAUCCUGGGAGCAAAAGACCGCACGCCCAUCAGCGAUCUUGCCGUCAGUACAUUAAAGAAGUUCUGCGAGUCAGAAUCUCAGAAGGAGAAAGACCAAUGUGAUGUCGCAAGAGCGAGGUAUGCGUUCAGCCAUUCUGUGUCUCUCAGCAGCGCCGCUAUGCAGCUGCCAGCGAUGAAUACUUCAGAGCCGAAAAGCUCCAGUCACGGACCGUCCGUGCGGUCACAGAUGCUGUCGCAGCCCAAGGCCAUGAAGAACGUUUGCUGUCGCCGGUGCAGGACACGCACAAAAUCAGCGGAGGAGAGGGUCUACCGCCAGCAGCUGACCCAUCAUGAGGCCAGUCGCCUGGUAGAUGCGAUUUCCCGCUACCAGCAGAUCACACGACCACAGGUGACAGAUCUCUUCGACAUGACGGGCACGGAGACGAAGAGGGCCUUCCGUGCCUUCGGCAUCAACGUGAAAAGCCCCGAGGACUUUGAGCAUCCCGAGGAUUUACAGGAAGGUGUGACGCUUGUCCUGGAGUCCUACCAAAAGCCUCGGCAUGUCAAUCUCUUCGCCAUUCAAAUACUUGCACAAAGAGCAGAGGCUUUGCAGACAAUUAUCAAGAAUGGUCCACCCCCAGCUUCAUCGGAUCGGAAGGUGAGACUCCGCUUGCCACAUGUGGUCCCAGUUUUCCGACCUGGAUGGCUCCAAACGGACCUCUUGUCAGGAUUAUUUCACGCCUUCAUUUGCGUGUUCUUCUCCUUCUGGCCCUGUGGUAUCGCUUUGGGCUUGGCCCUGGCUGCGGAGCCCUAUGGACAUUGGGCACCUCGGGAGAGACUGUCGAGCCUGUAUGUCUUUGACAGAGUGAACCUACUACCCUGGCGACUUAUCACCAUGGAGCCGCCUUUCUGGUACCUUGUUCCUUUCUGCAUGGCUGUCUUUGCAGUGCUCUGCCUGAGCAGCCUCUGGGCCCACUGGUCUUCCUCUAUUCCCAGCACAUUCAUGUACCUUGCAGCAGAUGCCUUGAAUCGCAAGACCGUGUUGCAGAAGCGGCAGGUCCUUGCGGACGGUGCUUUGAACCAGAACUCCAAGCAUAGCAGCAUAGCGCUAGACGCCUCUACAGGCACUAGCUGCUGGUCUUGCGUGUCAUUCCUUUACCAGCUUUGUAACAGUGCAGUGAUCGGCGUUCAUGAACUUUGUCACGUAUACCCCUGGAUCUGUUGCGCCUUCAUGGCCGCCGCAGCUUCCGCGUACGGAGCACUAGUCCUGAUUUGGCUUGCAGUGGGCUUGUUGGUUGACAGCGCCCGCGUCGUGCCGCUGGUCACGUCACUUGUAAGUUUCGGGGCUCUGGUGGGACGGCGAGCAAGCGCCUGGUUCAGCUUCAAAGCAAAGGUGCGAGCAGAGCUUCAGGAGCUUGCUGACAACUUCUUGUUUCGCCUCGUUGGGGCGGGUGUGGCUUCGCUGACGCUCCCAUCGGAAGCAUCGCAGACAAGCUACGAGCGGCUGAGAGCUGGCAACGGCAAUGACUCCGACUUGUUUGAUGUCCUUGCUCGACAGCAGGGCGAGAGUGAGAAGGUCGUCAGUGUAUUGCGGGCACGCCUCAUCUACAGACUUUUGCUCUCGAAGGCACGCAUCGAUGCAGUGCUGAAGGACGUCGACGUGGAGUUCGUGAUGAACAUCGACGGAUUCUUGAAGUUUCAGAAGGCAAUCCGAGCCAAUGUAAUCCAAUGCAUGUUAAACCACUUGGGCUUGGACAACGCCUCGGGCUUUCGAUUCUUGAGGCGAGUCUCCGUCUUUGCCUUCUUGCUCUUUACUGCGCUCUUGGUCGUGCUCUGGGCAUUUCCGAUAACGUCUUCUGGGGAUGAUCCUUUCGCGGUGAUUUUUUCGGGCUUGAUGCCUGCAGCACUGGGAUUCGUCCUCAGUGGCACCUUGCCGUCGAGGCCAGAGAACCAAGAUCUAGUCCAGAAACUGCAGGACUGGCUCACGGAGUGGCAGGUGCGGGCAGUGGACUUUGUGAGCCAUUCACAAGUUGCGGCGAAGAAUGCUGCUUUGGAACAAUGCCCGGACAACCCCUUAUUCCACAAAGUGAAGGCCUGGUUGCAGCGCCUGGACCUCUUCACUAUUGGCUGCAUGCUGGAAGAGCUCGGGGAUUCGAAAUCUUUCAUCGACAUCACUUUACAUCCUGCGCUGUUAUUGUCGAAGCUCUCCAAGUGGGAAGCCCAGGACCUUGUCCCAGCCUCCCUGUUGGAUUCCUUGUGGUGCACCUUCGUCGACCAGGGCUUGGAGCUCCUGAACACCACACUGAAGACUCCCUUGCCUGAAAGAGUCGAAGAGGAACUGAAAAACUUCCGGCAUUCGAAGCACUUUAUCCUGCUGCUGAAGGAUGCAGCCGAUGCCAGCGGCAGCCUUUCGAACAUUGAUGGCCAGAUCAUGCAGUUGCUUUGCAGACUGUUGAGAGGCUUGAUCAUUGGUCUUGCCGAGGAUGUUUUGCAAGACCUUUGGGAUCGAUUGCUGGUUUCUGUGUGUUUCGUCGGCACCAACUGUGGAGCGUCGCCGGAACUGCUUGCCAGAUGCCGCAAUCUGGACAUGGCCUCUGCCAAGAGAUGCCUUCAGAUGGGCCUAGUGCGUGUGGAGAAAGAUCUGGCGAUUGCAGGAGCGUCCGGCUUGAGGUCCGUCGUCGAACAGCUGGCUUUGCAGGUCUUCACCUGCACGCUACAGUCCAUGCUCCAAGAGCUGGUGGUCCAUCCACAAGCAGCCACUGCUUUGGAAUAUCUCCUCGAGCUCCUAGACGAGGUGGAAACCUUCUCAGACCUACUGGACAUCCUAAGAGACCCUAAGAAAUGGAUGCGUCUUGCUACUGCCGGUGGAGAUAUGGGCAUCCACCUCAUCGUCAUGGGCCAGAAGCAGUUCUUGGAGCAAGCAGUCGGGAGAAGCCUUAACGAAGAGCAGGUCACGCUUCUUUGCAAGAGUUGCGGGACCUUCUUUGCUCAAGGCGUCGCCAAAGGCGGAUUGCCUUGGAUGAUGGAGACGCUGAAGAAUCCAGAGCCCUUAGCCCUGCACUUGCUGGACUUGGAGCUGGACCAGCUGAUGGUUUUGGAGCCUAUUUGGGAUUUUGCGCAAAAGAAAUGCCUGGCAAACUUCCCUUGGGCAAGGGACUUGCUUCAGGCGCCUCUGGAAAAUCUUGGGCUGCAGGAGCUGCUAAUGGGUGUACAGGAGGUCAGGAACCUUCGCCCACCCGGCCAGGCACUCACGGAUCUUGGCCUUGUCCUCGUCAAGGGUGCGUUGCUUCAAGCAUUCCCGCAGCUCAAGCCGAAGCUCAAGCCGGUACUGCACUGUGUGACAUUACAGAGCAUCCAGGGGCUGAGGAUUCAACCCAUGACCUUCACAUCACUUCAGGAGCGCCUGGAGGAGCUUGCAGAGGGGCUCGUCAGUGACUUCGGCGAGGUGAUCGUGGACCUGGCAAUGCGGAACGUGCCGGUCGGUGCCCGAGAUCAGAUGGCCAUUGGCGCCAUGAAGUUUAGCCGCGAGCAAGUGCGUUCCUUCGCGAAGCUUUUCCUCGAGCAGAACGCCAAGGCCACCAAGGCCUAUGGCUCUCCAUGGGCAGCUGCCGAGGCCUUCAUGAAGGCGUUGUCACAACCCCACAGAUUUCUGGACCUGAUCCUGCAGCCGCUGCUUCAAAAGAAACUCCCAGAAGAGCUGGAGGAGUUGCUCCAAGAUGUGUGGAAGAAGGCAAUGAGCGCCAUUCGAAAGAUUGUGCCGGAAGAUGGGUGCAUUGCCGAGCUUCUCAAGGAGUUGCCUGAGGUGGAGUUGAGCAUCGACCGCACGCAGUGUCUUCAGCAGGUCUUUGGCAGCAUACGGGAUAUUCAGCAGCAGAUGAUGGCUGGCAGCAUGGAUGAGCUCUGCUUUCUGAUCUUUAAGAGCGGCCUUGUGAGCCUCUGCGACGCCAAAAGUUCCAAGAUACAGGAUUUCCUGGGUUACAAGCUGGACAGGGGGGUGGCUAAAUCAAUCCUCAUGAGCCUCACCCUGCCUGAGUUGAAGCAGCUGGUCUACCAGCUGGUGCAGGUGAAGGACAGACUCACACAAGCACUGACGCAGUUUGCCGUGUCGAACCUGGAGCUUGCCCUCACGCAGCUUGUCGCACAUCAUCUGGACGAUAUCCUCCCCAAAGAAGUCCAAAGACAUUUCGAGCAGAGAUUGGAGGUGGAGCAUGUGAUCGCAGUGGCAAAGAUGCUCCGAUCACAGAAGUUCGUCGAAUGGACGAAGCCGGAGGAGAUACUGGUGAGCGUGAAGAAGCUCCUCCAGGAUCCCACAACCUUGCUGCUGAGGGUCCUUCAGGGUCCCAUUCCGAAGGAGCUGCCCGGGAAGGAGCUGUGCGAGCCCCUUCUGAAUCUUGCGAAGGGCGAGCUCAAGAACUUCAUGCACAGUGUUACUGGUGCUGCGGGUGUCAAGUCGGCCGACCAAACCUCGCAGUCAUUGGCCGACAAGAUUAUGAGCAAUUUAGAGGACAUCACAAUUGAGGAGCUACAAGACGUUUUUCGGAAGACCAUCCGGCCGGGUAAGAAGAGAGAAUACCUCCCAUUCGUGUUUCUGAAGGCGGUCCUGCUUCAUGCGGCGGAGGAGAUAAGUGACCUGCUGCACCUUGAGGAGCGAUUGCCCGAGUUCGAUUUUGAGUCGGUCAUCAUGCCUCUUACUAUGGCCGAGAUGAAGAGGCUCCUACAACAGAAUGACUGGGACGUUGUAGUAGAGACUCUCAAGGAGUUUGCGCGCAAGAACACCGAGCUUGUCCUCGCGAUGGCCAUCACAAAGGCCUUGGAAGAAUCGAGCCUCGUCCUCCCGGAAGAGGUCCGCCCCUAUCUGGACGCAAAAUGCAUCAUAGCCAGCGCCAGGGCCCUGAAAUCACACUUGAAGUUGACAAAUCCCGCCGCUAUGGUGGACAAGUUGAAGGACCUGCUUCAAGACCCUUGGGCUAUGGUGCUGCAACUUCUCAAAGACCUCACCGAGGAGCAGGCGUCCUUGCUGGAGCCCUUGUGGAUGGCAGCGGUGAAAUGGCUCUUUGCAUUGCUGGACGGCCAGAUCGGCGUCCGCGAAGCGAUGAAGAAACUUGGUGAGAAGAACUUCUUCCACUGUGUCCCCUCGCUCCUGCAACAGCUGAAGCAAGCAGUGAUCACAAAGGGAACUCAAUGCCUCCAAUCUUGGGAGGAACUUGUGCUGCUCAUGCUAAGAGUCUCGCUUCUGAGUCUCGAGGAUGUUUUUGAAGAACGUCUUGGCCGAAAAGGGCGUGUUUGUGUUCAUUGCAUGCUGCAGCAAACAACUGCAGCCGACUUGAAAAAGGUGUGUGCCGACUUCUACCAGGAACCAGAAGCAACGCUGGAGCGUUUCACAAGCCACCUUGACAUUGAUGUAGCAAUCAUGCUUGCGGUUGCCACGUGCCCCCAACUGGGCCAACUCGAUGAUGCCGGCUACGAUGUGGCGGGCAUUGCCAAGCUCCUGGUCAGCUGUUCUGACUCUUUCGAGCUGUCUCGCUUGCCGUCAAUGCUCUCCGACUUGCUCCAAGGUGAUCCUGAAGGGUCCUGGGCGCUGUUGCUGAGGCUGCUCAGAAAGGUGGAAGCUGAUCAGCUGUCGCCGUUGGAGGGUAUUUGGGCCAAGGCGCGCGACAAGGUCUUGAUCCUGUGGAGCUCUUGGAGCUCUGCAGUGGAGGCGAAGCUGGAGGCAGGAGUCGUCCAGGUGCUGAAGGAGACCACGCUGAAGGACGUGCACCUGCACUUGAAAGUUGCAGCAGAGCAAUAUACAAGCUACGACGCUGUAAUCCUGAAGGCCGUCCUCUUGUACCUGCAAGCCGGCGUGAAGCCAAAGCUCCAAGCAAUGCUUGAAGACAGGCCAGGGCUAGAGAAUUUCUUUCGCGAGAAACUCCGCGCCUUCGACGCAGUCGAGAUCACGGAUCUCCACGCGGCCAUCCGCGCGGUCAGGAGUUUUGAUUGGACGAGCUUUGCUUGCAAGAGCAAGCUGAUUUUGGCUCGUUUUCAGGUUUCAUAA
This is a messenger RNA of Symbiodinium natans, 9960 nucleotides long. Lineage: Eukaryota; Dinophyceae; Suessiales; Symbiodiniaceae. The record is from the annotation of a GenBank genome assembly.